AUGGGUAAGAGCGGGAAGAAGACGAAGGAGUCGCACCGGCAAGGCCGCGGCCGCCGUGGCUCGCAGCUCGGCGACGACGACUUGCCUUCGUCUGCCUACGACGCGCCGCCGCGCCGCCAGGAGGACUCGGACGGUGACGAUUCCGACGAAGCAACAGCGGAAGGCGAACACGACGGAGGCGCGGAAGAAGGCGACCUCCAGGGCCAGUGGCAGGUCGGCUCGAUGCCUUCCAAGUUCCACCUGUACCAGCUCUCCGUGCAGUCGCCAAAAGGGGACAUCAGCUACCUGCAGAAGUUCUUUCUGAUGUAUGUCGGCGGGCGCGUCCCUCUCCACCUGCAGGAGGAUUUCUGUGGCACCGCCCUCCUCAGUACUGAGUGGCUUCGCACUGAUACGAGACGAACAGCAGUGGGCUUAGACUUUGACCGUGAGUCACUUGAGUGGUGUCUUGAGAACAACCUGAGCAAGAUUGGAGCUGAUGGGUAUUCGAGAUUGUUGCUUUUUAAUGGAAAUGUUCUGCAGCCAAAUGAAUCUCGCCUUGUCAAGCAAAAGAUCAGUGAUCUCGUGCAAGGUCUAAAUUUUACCAGUGAUGAUGACUCUACUGAAAUGAACAGCUGCGAGCAGUCAGAUUCUUCAUUUACGAAAUGUGCAGCCAAUUCGACCAUGUCAGAUGCAGUUUUGCCUGGAAGAGACAUAAUUUGUGCAUUCAACUACAGUUGUUGCUGCCUUCACAAGAGAAAGGACUUGGUUCUGUAUUUCAGGCAUGCCUUCAAUGCACUUUCUAAAAGAGGUGGUAUAUUUGUAAUGGAUGUAUAUGGUGGCACAUCAUCUGAAUGCAAGCUUCGUCUCCAGAGGAGAUUCCCCAGCUUCACUUAUUUCUGGGAGCAAGAAGAGUUUGAUAUCAUAACUCGUGAAACAAGGAUCAGCCUCCACUUUCAAGUUGGAAAGAAGCAAAUGAUACGGCAUGCUUUCACGUACCAUUGGCGCCUGUGGUCGAUACCAGAAAUCAAGGACUGCCUGGAGGAAGCUGGAUUCAAGUCCAUCCACGUAUGGAUCAGGGAGAUGCCAGACACCAAAUCAAGCGGAAACGCCAAGGAGUACACUGCCGACCGCGACGUGAAGUACGAGGAGCUCCAGCGGUUCAACCAGGCGGACGCUUGGAACGCGUACAUAGUCGGGGUAGCAAACAUGUAG
Molecule: messenger RNA, 1191 nt
Organism: Triticum turgidum subsp. durum (durum wheat)
Lineage: Eukaryota; Viridiplantae; Streptophyta; Magnoliopsida; Poales; Poaceae
Source: the annotation of a GenBank genome assembly